Trachemys scripta elegans is the source of this 4503-nucleotide messenger RNA. RefSeq names its product Ras association domain family member 2 (gene RASSF2). The record is from RefSeq and is a predicted model, not a curated record. Gene Ontology annotation, cellular component: cytoplasm; nucleus. The transcript is spliced from 11 exons. NCBI's taxonomy places the organism in Eukaryota, Metazoa, Chordata, Testudines, Emydidae. Gene Ontology annotation, biological process: positive regulation of JNK cascade; signal transduction; regulation of non-canonical NF-kappaB signal transduction. Bases 196 to 1176 code for a protein of 326 amino acids.
AGGGAGGCUGAGAGGAGCAGGCGGUGUCUGCCCUCGCCCCGCGGGCAGCUGAUGGAGGCGCGGGGUGGGCGCCCGGAGCGGGCACCGAGGCGGAGCAGCGGGGCGGCUCCCCGGCGGGGCAGCUGCUGAUUGCCCGGCCCAGCGCACGCCCUCUACAAUUCAGAUCUCCGCUCCUAAUGAAAGAAGAUUGUGAGGAUGGAUUACUGCAGCCAGUCAUCCCUAGUCCCCUGUGGAAAAGACAAAUACAUUUCAAAAAACGAACUGCUGUUGCACUUGAAGACCUACAACUUGUAUUAUGAAGGUCAGAAUUUGCAGCUCCGGUACAGAGAGGAGGAAGGCGAGUUCAUCGUCGAGGGUUUGCUGAACAUCUCCUGGGGCUUGCGCAGGCCCAUCCGGCUGCAGAUGCAGGAUGACAACCAGCGGAUCCGGCCUCCUCCUUCCUCCUCCUCUUGGCACUCUGGCUGCAACCUGGGUGCACAGGGGUCUGCAGUGAAGCCAAGUAUCAUACCUGAUAUUCAGAUUACAGAUGUUGACACCCCCACGGAUGCUGAUGACUCAGAGAGUGGAACAGAUGUUGGAAACUUAAAACCCCAGCAAGAGGAAACUCCACAGCUGAUGCGGACUCGGAGUGACGUGGGAGUCCGUCGCAGGGGGAAUUUCCGUACUCCAAGUGAACAGCGGCGGAUCAAACGCCAUCGGUUUUCCAUCAAUGGGCAUUUCUACAAUCACAAAACAUCUGUGUUCACACCAGCCUAUGGCUCAGUCACUAAUGUCAGGAUAAACAGCACAAUGACCACUUCUCAAGCUCUCAAACUGCUGCUCAAUAAAUUUAAGAUUGAAAACUCGGCUGACGAAUUUGCAUUGUAUAUUGUCCACACCAGCGGAGAAAAACAGAAAUUGAAGGCUACAGAUUAUCCACUGAUUGCCCGCAUUCUGCAAGGGCCGUGUGAACAGGUCUCCAAGGUCUUCCUGAUGGAGAAGGACCAAGUUGAAGAAGUCACCUAUGAUGUUGCUCAGUACAUCAAAUUUGAAAUGCCAGUUCUUAAAAGCUUCAUCCAGAAGCUCCAAGAAGAAGAAGACCGUGAAGUGAAGAAACUUAUGCACAAAUACACAGUCCUCCGGUUAAUGAUAGAACGAAGACUAGAAGAGAUUUCCGAGAGCCCGGCAAUGAUCUGAAGUUCUCCUCAGCGCUGUGCUUCAGCCUUGUAUCGGCGAUCGGUCUCUCUAAGAAUCCCUGUUUACAUGAAGAACAGAAUGAAAAGAAGAUGCACUCCAUCCUGGGAACCAAACCUGAAUGCAAAACCCUGUGGAGAUUGAAUGUGUGUCCUGUACCUGCUCAGCAGACAUGGAUGUGUGAGAGUCAAUGGACUCCUUCUGCAGAAGGAAAAUCUUCCAUUAAUUUUCUUUUUCCCCCUCUCAAAGGAAAUGAUUUACAGAAUGCAAGCCCAGCACUCACAAAGAGGAGAGUUAACCUUGCUGGCCUGGGAUAUGCCCACCAAGGCUGGUGUGGCAUGCCUGUGCGCCUUGACCUGCAGUGUCUGUACUGAAGAAGCAGUUGCAUUGAGAGGAGUGGAUCAUGCUCCUUUGCGUCUCGCCUACUGCCUUUCUGAGAUGCUUAUCCAUGCUUGAGUGCUGAUGUUACUGUACAUCUGUUCUCAUGUCUGUACGCAAAGGAGAGAACAAAACUCUUGCUCACUAAAGCUAGUAAACCAGCUUCUGCCGUGCCCGCACACUUAGAAAAUACUAGUCCGGGUAAAUGCUCCAGACCAAUCCCAGUACUGGUAGCCACUUUGCUGCAAUAACUCCUGCCAACUUCCGCUCGUGCCAGAAUGUUGUGCGUUAUGUAGUGUGUUUUGAUGGCAAGAUAUAUGUUAUGUGUAGCUUUUUUCCCAUACAGGACAGUCCUCUUUGUUCUUUGUUUUUCCUGUUCAGAGGGUUCUCAGAGUGCAGCCACAAAAGAUAUACUUUUUCCCCCCCCUGCAUGGUACGGGUGGGAGAUCCAUCUUGUUGUUGCCUGGUGCUCGACCCUUCCUGCCUCGUUCUGCCCCUAUUGCUUCCCUGACUGAUGCUUGGUGCCUCGCUUUCAUGUGUGGGGUCACCAAAAGUAUGUCUGCACUGCAGCUAGAGGUGUCAUUCCCAGCUCGGGGAGAUGUACAUGUGCUAGAUUUGAUUGAGCUAGCAUGCCAAAAGUAGCAGCAGAGGUAGCAGGCCAUGCUAGCCACCUGAGUACAAUCCCAUCCAAGACCCUAGGUAAGGACUCGGUUCUGCUAGCUCAUGCCACCGCUUGUACCACUGUAGCUGCACCAUUCUAUUUAUUGCACUAGCUUGAUCAGAGCUAGCGUGUGUACAUCUGCCUGAGCUGGAAAUCAGUGUAUAUCUUCCCAAAGUGAGGAGGAGAUGGAAGAAUAGCAUGAGCAGGAAGUGGAGCCCCCAGAGGGCUUGUGGGAGACAGACAGCAGCUGGAAAGGAAGAGAUGCACCUGCCUAGGUUGGGAGCCUUGACAGCUGUAUCCUCCAACAUAAAUGCUGGCACGAGAUCUCUUGGGAGGACUGACGAGGUGGGGGCAGAUGUUCCGGAAGUUGUUACAAUUAUAACCAUCACCUGUUGGUGCUUUGGGCAGCUCUGUCCUUGAAAGCUUGGAGUCUGUGGGUCAUGGUGUGGAGUUAGACCAGGGCAGCUUCUGGGGGUGGGGGCAGAGGAGUGUUAAGUGACUGGUUUCUAGAAUGAGGCUUGUGGGCCUGAUCCUGCAAGGUGCAAAGUUCUCUCAACAUGUGAUAGGCCUGAUUCUCCCCUCUCUGGUGUAAAUCAGGAGUAACUCUGAAGUCAGUGGAGCCCUGCUUCAGUAGCCGUUGGUUGGUAGGUUUGGUGUAUGGGUGGUGUUGGUGGCCUGAGAUAUACAGAAUAUAGAGGAUUUGGUGGUCCCAUCUGCCCUUAAACUCGAUGACUCUGUGACCAGCCUAAAAAAUGGUAUCAAGAGGCGAAUGGAAUCAAGACGGGUGCGUUGCUGAGCUAGGACAGGCUGUCAAAGUCAACAGGGACUGGGAGUGUCCAUGAGAUACUCCAGUUGUGUGAUACUCACAUGGUUGUCACAAGGAAUAAAGGGAGCCAAGAUGUGGCAGUUCCAUGUAGCUUGACAUCAAAUAUUAUCUAGAUUCUGAUGCAUCUGCCAGAGGAAUGUUUUGAGAUUGGGGGGGGUGGUGGUGGUAGAGAACAAUUUUUUUUCCCCCAAAAGUGCCUCAGAGACUUUGGAGCUUCUGGAAAAUUUGCCUCAGAACCUUGAUUUGUCCACACCUGUGAUUAAAGACUCUUGAUCCAUAAACCCUUCCUCAAGCAAGGGAAACCGACUCCCACCAGCGUACUGUCUUUACCUAGAGUUAUACCGAGCGAUUCCUCAGUUGCAGAACAUGAGUUGGGAUGGGGCUGUUGAUUGGAGAGUGGCUAGUUGUCAGUGGAUUUUUAAUCUCUGCAAGCAACAACAUCAUCACCAUUAGCUUCACACUCCAGCUAGUUUGACAGGGACAACGUGGAAGUAGCCCUUCAACUCCUGGUGUCUUAAAUUCAGCUGACUGUCUCUAAGUAGUGUUUACCGUCUCCACUGUGUGUGUGUUUUGUGUGGGGUUUUUUUGUAUGAUGGGUGUAAACCACAAUGGAGCUUGUAAGGCUCCCAGGUUAGUUGUAAGUGGCAUCCUUCCAUUUGGCUCAACAGCUAGAACUGCUUCCUACAGACUAGCAGGCCCUUGGUUCAAAGCCUAGCUGGGAUGACAUGGGACACUUAUUCUCUGAAUCCAACCCAAAUUUGAUCUUCAGUCCUUCAUAUCUGCAUUGGCAGAGCCCAUAACAGGAAAGCCUGCUUGUAAAGGAUGGCCUCAAAGAUUAAUUUAAUGCUGGUUUUCAGUGAACAGAGAAACUGGCAGUGGGGUUAGCAGACUUCCAAGCAUGCUCUAAAUUAACUAAGUCUCUGUUUUCCUUGAUUGGCUUAGAACCAGAGCUCUAUGGGGCCUUUAUUUCCUUUAAGAUGUGCAGUAUAUUGCUAGCAUUUCUCAGAUGAAAGUUGAGCCCUAAGGUGUUCAGUUGUCCCUAGAUGCCCUGGGGAAAUAGCUUCCAGCAGGUCAGUUGCGGAGGAUGACAUUGCUUCUGAUACUGCUAAGGAGAACGGGUUUGGUUUCGUUUUAAAUGGGACUUGGAUACUAUGGUGUCUGUCUCUUUACUUUCUUUGCUCUUGGGGUUCAUGGCUGUGGUGUGAUCUGUAUAACGUGGUUCACUCCUGUCUCUCUUGGCUCCUGUAACGCCCUCAAGAGGGUCACACAAGGAAUAGGAGCCAAGCCGAGUUUCCAGAUGGGCGACAGGAGCGUCUCCAUCACGCAGGCUCUGCGUUGCUGUGAUGAGCUGCCUGCUGGUGGUUUUACACUGUGUGUCUUAAUAUAGAAUAGGUUUCAAUCUGUGGGCAAAUAGUGUUUUAAUAUUUUAGAGCUUCUGUAACAGAAAGCGCUCAAUCUACGUAAA